AUGACUGAGAACUCGGAUGGACAAUGUGUGAUUUGCAACAAAAUAAUAAGUAAUACGAGUAGCUCACUGGUACCUGCAAAGCUUAAACGACAUCUUGACACGAACCACCCAGAACUGAAAGAUAAAAGCGUCAGCUUUUUUGAAAGACACAAAGAAGUGCGUAGAACUGGUGCAGCUGCUAUACAAAAAUUUGUAAAGACCGAUAAUGAAAAUGCAACAGAGGCAUCAUUUCUGCUAAGUUACAAAAUCGCUCGUGCUGGUAAACCACACACGAUUGCAGAGGAUUUAAUAAAACCAUGUAUGACAGAAAUUGUCACUUGUGUACUUGGAGAAGAAGCAGCAAAGAAAGUGUCAGCAGUGCAGUGUUCAAAUAACGUCAUUUCUGAUCGAAUUCAUAAGAUUUCUGACCAUAUUCAAAAUUAA
Messenger RNA from Parnassius apollo (apollo), 423 nucleotides. Lineage: Eukaryota; Metazoa; Arthropoda; Insecta; Lepidoptera; Papilionidae. The record is from the annotation of a GenBank genome assembly.